AUGUGAAGUUGCAAUUUUUCCUUCUCCCUGUUUACUUGGCUGAUGCAACCUGUUAUUGCUCUGUGAGCUCUCAGGUUAGAUGUUUACAUCCAUGAUUACCUAGUAAAGAGGGAUUUGAAGGCUUCUGCUCAGGCUUUUCAAGCUGAAGGAAAAGUAUCUUCGGAUCCUGUUGCUAUUGAUGCCCCGGGUGGUUUUUUGUUCGAGUGGGUGGUCGGUUUUCUGGGACAUAUUUAUUGCCAGGACUAAUGAGAAGCAGUCAGAGGUUGCCGCAUCUUAUAUUGAGACCCAAUUAAUUAAGGCAAGGGAGCAACAGCAGCAGCAACAGCAACAGUCACAGCAGCAACAACAGCAGCAGCAACACAUGCAGACGCAACAGAUUCUGUUGCAGAGGCAUCAGCAGCAACAGCAGCCACAACAACAGCAGCAGCAGCCACCACCACAACAACAGCAAAGUAGGGAUAGGGCUCAUCUCUUAAAUGGUAGUGCAAAUGGGUUAGUUGGAAACCCUGGAACUGCAAAUGCACUGGCAACAAAGAUGUAUGAAGAGAGGUUAAAAUUGCCCCUUCAGAGGGAUUCUUUUGAUGAUGCGGCAAUGAAGCAAAGAUUUGGUGAGAACAUGGGUCAACUCUUGGACUCAAAUCAUGCCUCAAUAUUGAAAUCAGCUGCAGCUACUGGCCAGCCUUCGGGGCAAGUUUUGCACGGUGCUGCUGGUGGGAUGUCUCCACAAGUUCAAGCUCGUAGCCAGCAAUUACCAGGGUCUACUAUGGAUAUUAAGAGUGAGAUUAAUCCCAUCUUAAAUCCUAGAGCUGCGGGUCCUUUAAGGAUAGUUGAUAGCAAUUCCUGGAUCAAAUCAAGGUGACAACAAUUUGACUCUGAAAGGGUGGCCACUCACAGGUUUCGAGCAACUACGCUCUGGUCUACUCCAGCAACAAAAACCUUUCAUACAGGCUCCUCAGCCUUUUCAUCAACUUCAAAUGUUGACACCACAGCAUCAGCAACAGCUUUUGCUUGCACAGCAAAAUUUGGCAUCGCCAUCUGCCAGUGAAGAAAGUAGAAGACUCAGAAUGCUUUUGAGUAAUAGGAGUAUUGAGAGAAAUAAAGCGGCUUUGAAUAAAAACUUUUUUGUGCUUGUGAGUCACAUGUACAACCUUCGUUUAGUGAAACGGAGUUACCCUCACCGAUGGUCAGAUUCUUUUUUUUUAUAAAUAUUCUAAUCGAUUUAUUGUUUUAUGACGAGU
Molecule: messenger RNA, 1238 nt
Organism: Gastrolobium bilobum
Lineage: Eukaryota; Viridiplantae; Streptophyta; Magnoliopsida; Fabales; Fabaceae
Product: transcriptional corepressor LEUNIG-like
Exons: 8
Coding region: 179-859 (226 amino acids)
Cellular component (GO): nucleus
Source: RefSeq, a predicted model, not a curated record